Molecule: messenger RNA, 1654 nt
Organism: Salvia miltiorrhiza (redroot sage)
Lineage: Eukaryota; Viridiplantae; Streptophyta; Magnoliopsida; Lamiales; Lamiaceae
Exons: 1
Coding region: 416-1264 (282 amino acids)
Source: RefSeq, a predicted model, not a curated record
AAUAAUUGUCACAUUAUUCGUUAGCUCAACUGUUGAGGAAGUCCAACUGUUUAUCAUACAAUUUUGAUAAUUGCAACAUCACACAAUUUUGUUAGUUUUUAAUGUUAUUAUUACAAACCCAAAAUGUAUUUAAUAAAAAAGGGAAAAAGAAAGCAUAACCGAAAAACCAUAAAACACAGUCCUUGAUAACUCCAUAUCUCGAAAGCAUAUACCGCGUUGUCUCUCUCUCUCUCUGCGUCUGCGUGUUAUGCAAUAAUCGGCACUGUAGAAAGCGACGUCUUCUCUCUCUCUCCAAACUUUUCAAAAAGUUCCACCUCCUUCUUCUCAAUCAUUUCUUUCUCUCACUAGAAUUGUCUUCCAAUCCACGCCUCCAUCGAUUCGCAAUUCUCCCGAUUCUCGAUUUGCAUCUCAGUCCAUGUCCGAUUGGAAGAAUCAGGAAAUGGAAUCGCCCGAUAUAAGCCAGAAACCCGGUUUUUCGUCCUACUUCAAUCGGUCGCUGACGUUCAAUUCCCCUUCUUCGGCGGCGGAGGACGAAGUCACCACUAAGCCCCUCUACAACCUCUACGCCACCCCCGCGCUGCAGCGGGGCGGCUCGAUCAAGAGCCUCUACAGCUCCCCGUUUGGUUCGAUGGUCUCCGCCGGGAACUCACUCAAGGGCAAAGUCAGGAAGUUGUGCUCAAUUUUCGAAUCCCCCAAACAGCCUCCUCUCCCUUCAAAACCGUCGAAAUUGCUUCUCGCGGCGCCGGAUUCGUCCAAUUUCGUCCCCAAAUCCAUCCCCUCCCCCGUCGCCGACGGCCCGUUCCGCCUCCCCGGCACCGAGGACCGAGUCGUGAUCUACCACACCAGCCUCCGAGGGAUUCGCAAAACAUUCCAGGACUGCCACAGCAUACGCAUGAUUUUCCGAGGGUUGCGCGUGAACAUCGACGAGCGAGAUAUUUCGAUGGACGUCGCGUACAGGAAGGAAUUGCAGAGGGUUUUGGGGGAGAAUCACAUCAGCCUGCCGCAGGUUUUCAUUAAAGGGAAGUACAUCGGCGGCGCCGACGUGAUACGCCAGUUGCUGGAGGCCGGCGAGCUUCUGCGCCUGAUCAAGGGGCUCCCCCUGCGGCCGGCGAAGCCGUGCGAGGCCUGCGACGACAUGAGGUUCGCUCCCUGCGGGAACUGCAGCGGCAGCCGCAAGGUGUUCGACGAGGACGACGAGCAGCCCAAGAGGUGCGUGGAGUGCAACGAGAAUGGCUUGGUCCGUUGCCCCCUCUGCUGCUCCUGAGGUUUGCUAAUUGUGUGAGUGAGUGUGAGUGUGUGUGUGUGUGUUGUUGUUCAUGUGAUGAAUCAUAACUCAUUGCUUAUGAGAUGAGAUUUGCUUGACUGUGUAUAUACUAGUAGUUGUAAAUUUAGGUGGAUAUAUGGGUUAUUCGCCUCCUUGUUAUCGUUGCCGUUGUUGUGGUUGUUGUGGUGCGGCCGUGGCGACUGACGAGGGUUGGUAGUCAUGGUCGAUAUCAUGUGCUGCUUGAAAAUUCUUUGCAGCUAACUGCCAUUUCUAAUGUAAUAACUAAGUAUAAUAUUGUAUUGAUCAAUAAUGUUGAUGAUGACUUGACGGAGGACUUGUGUUUUUUGUCAAGAAUCCUCUGAUAAUAUACUUGCAAGAACUUUUCUUUUU